Molecule: messenger RNA, 669 nt
Organism: Magallana angulata
Lineage: Eukaryota; Metazoa; Mollusca; Bivalvia; Ostreida; Ostreidae
Exons: 5
Coding region: 37-513 (158 amino acids)
Source: RefSeq, a predicted model, not a curated record
GUUUCAGAUAAAAGCAGAAUAAUGGACAUUUGAAUAAUGGGACUUUUACUGUUUCGUGUGUGUCUAGUCAUUAACGCAUUUAACAUCGCAACAGAAAAUCCGGUUACAGCAAAACCUUAUCGAUUUCCUGUUUAUCCUGUUAACGAAUGUCCUAGAAGCAAAGAUGAGUUUGAAACAGCAGCACAAAGAAGAAAUUGCACAAAAGGGUUACGAUAUCUGUGUGCCCCCAAUAAAUACCUAUCAUCUCUAAUAGAAUUUUGCACAGACCGACACAAAGGUCUUUAUCAAGAAGGUAACUGUGUAAUACUGGAAGGUACAGGUGACCUGGACCAUUACAGCUGUGUGGACAAAUUCAAUAGUACCUGUCCUUUGGAAUUUUAUAAUGACGAAGAGAUCUACAAAUAUCCAGCGUGCCUAGAAAUUGAUAGGGAGCUCCGGUGUUUUGCUGCUGAUAACGGUUGCAAAAAAAGAAUCAAAUCUCAACAUUUCCAAAAUGGAAACUGUCGGGAGUGAAACUUUUAGAGGAGCUUCUCGUGGAUGGCUUGCAAUUAGUUACAUAAUUGCAACUGCUGCAGUUUUAGCGGUGAUAAUACUAAGCUGGAUCAUUUUUCAAAAAAGAAAAAGGGGUAAUUAUAACAGAUAUAAUCCACACACUAAUAUAACUUUUUU